Messenger RNA from Lodderomyces parapsilosis, 4518 nucleotides. Its product is annotated as pleiotropic drug resistance family ABC transporter. The transcript has a single exon. Bases 1 to 4518 code for a protein of 1505 amino acids. The record is from RefSeq and is a predicted model, not a curated record. Gene Ontology annotation, cellular component: membrane. Gene Ontology annotation, biological process: xenobiotic detoxification by transmembrane export across the plasma membrane. Gene Ontology annotation, molecular function: ABC-type transporter activity; ATP binding; ATP hydrolysis activity. NCBI's taxonomy places the organism in Eukaryota, Fungi, Ascomycota, Pichiomycetes, Serinales, Debaryomycetaceae.
AUGUCCAAUUCUGAUACAGAAUCGGUCCACGCCUCAGUUGACUCCCCUCAAAAGGAGGACAAACAAAAUAAUGCCCAAGACAAUCACUCAAUCGGAGAGUACCAAGGUUUCAAUGCUCAAGAUGUCCACAACUUAGCCAGAACACUCACUAAUAACGACUCGGCAUCUACGACCAGUUUAAAAAGAUAUUUGACUCACAUGUCACAAGUACCUGGAGUAAAUCCAAUUUUGGAAGAAGAGCAAGAUGAAAGGUUAAACCCCGACUCUGACAAUUUCGAUGCAAAGUUUUGGGUCAAAAAUCAAAAAAAAUUGUUCGAGAACCACCCUGACUAUUACAAACCAUCCAAAUUGGGCGUUGCUUAUCGAAAUUUGAGAGCGUAUGGUGUAGCAAACGAUACUGAUUAUCAACCAACAGUCACAAAUGCACUUUGGAAGCUUGCCACGGAAGCCUUAUCGCAUUUGAGAAAAGAGGAUGAAUCAAAGAUGUUUGAUAUAUUAAAGCACAUGGAUGCUAUUAUGAGACCCGGUGAGCUUACUGUUGUGUUGGGUAGACCAGGUGCCGGUUGUUCUACAUUGUUGAAGACGAUUGCUGUCAACACAUAUGGUUUUCAUCUUGGUAAGGAAUCAAAGAUCACCUAUGACGGAUUAACACAGAAGGACAUUUCUAAGCACUAUCGUGGAGAUAUAAUUUACUCAGCUGAAACUGAUGUUCAUUUUCCACACUUGUCGGUUGGAGAUACUUUACAGUUUGCAGCCAAAUUGAGAACUCCACAAAAUAGAGGUGAAAAUGUUGACAGGGAAAAGUAUGCCGAGCAUAUGGCUGAUGUGUACAUGGCCACCUAUGGUUUAUUGCAUACCAGGAAUACAAAUGUCGGUAAUGAUUUUGUCAGAGGUGUUUCAGGUGGUGAAAGAAAGAGAGUGUCAAUCGCAGAAGCAUCAUUGAAUGGAGCUAAUAUUCAAUGUUGGGAUAAUGCCACAAGAGGUUUGGAUUCCGCCACAGCUUUGGAGUUUAUCAGAGCUUUGAAAACAUCUGCAACUAUAUUAGAUACCACACCAUUGAUUGCCAUCUAUCAAUGUUCGCAAGAUGCAUACGAUUUGUUUGACAAGGUUGUUGUAUUGUAUGAAGGUUACCAAAUCUUCUUUGGCCGCGCAGACAAAGCCAAGGAAUUUUUCAUCAACAUGGGAUGGGAUUGUCCACAAAGACAAACCACUGCCGAUUUCUUGACUUCGUUGACAAACCCAGCAGAAAGACAGGCACGUCCAGGGUUUGAAGACAAAGUACCUCGUACUGCCGAAGAGUUUGAAGCAAGAUGGAAAAACUCACCAGAGUAUGCCGCAUUAGUGGCAGAGAUUGACGAUUAUUUUGCCAAAUGUGAGCAGCUGAACACAAGAGAACAAUACCACGAAUCUCAUGUUGCAAGACAAUCAAACCAUCUUCGUCCUUCGUCCCCAUACACGGUUUCGUUUUUUAUGCAAGUACGCUAUAUCAUGUAUAGAAAUUGGUUGCGUACAAAGGGUGACCCCUCCAUAACUUUGUUUUCCAUUUUUGGUCAGUUGGUAAUGGGUCUUAUAUUAUCGUCGGUAUUCUACAAUAUGAAACAGAACACCGGCUCAUUUUAUUUUCGAGGCGCAUCAUUGUUCUUUGCGGUGUUGUACAAUGCGUUUUCUUCGAUUUUGGAGAUUUUGUCACUUUUUGAUGCUAGACCUAUAGUUGAAAAGCACAAGAAAUACGCCCUUUAUCGCCCGGCUGCUGAUGCUCUAGCGAGUAUUAUCACUGAGUUACCCACCAAGCUUAUGAUGUCCAUGUCGUUUAAUUUUGUUUUCUACUUUAUGGUGAAUUUCAGAAGAAACCCAGGACGGUUUUUCUUUUAUUGGCUAAUGAAUUGGUGGUGUACUUUGGUGAUGUCACAUUUGUUCCGGUCGAUUGGUGCAGUAUCUACCACCAUUGCUGGUGCCAUGACCCCAGCCACUGUGUUGUUGUUAGCGAUGGUUAUCUUUACUGGUUUUGUUAUUCCAACUCCAUAUAUGUUGGGUUGGUCCAGGUGGAUCAACUAUAUUAAUCCUGUGGGAUAUGUUUUCGAAUCAUUAAUGGUUAACGAAUUCAACCAUCGUGAAUUUGCCUGUUCUGAGUAUGUGCCAGUGGGACCUGGAUAUGAGAAUGUUGCAAGUGAGAACAAAGUCUGCUCAGCUGUUGGAUCGAAGCCAGGAAGUGAUGUUGUCGACGGCACAGAUUAUCUCAGAUUGUCAUUUAGAUACUACAACGCCCACAAAUGGAGAAAUCUUGGUAUUACUAUUGGAUUUGCAGUGUUUUUCUUGUUUGUCUACAUUGCUCUUACAGAAUUCAACAAAGGAGCUAUGCAAAAAGGUGAAAUAGUUUUGUUUUUGAGAGGCUCUUUGAAGAAGCAAAAGAAGAAGAGAUUAGCUCAAGCUCAUGACUCUGAGUAUGGUGGUAUGCCCAACGAGAAGGUAUCUCAUGAAGCUGUUGGAGAGGCGACUAGGUUCGAGAAAGGAGGGAGUGACUCACUGGACAAGGAAGAUGGGUCCACGGGAUCUAUUGAGUUGCCAAGCAAUAGGGAGAUUUUCUUUUGGAAGGAUUUGACGUACCAGGUCAAAAUCAAGAGCGAGCACAGAGUCAUCUUGGAUCAUGUUGACGGAUGGGUUAAGCCUGGACAGAUUACGGCAUUGAUGGGAGCUUCUGGUGCCGGUAAGACAACCUUGUUGAACUGUUUGUCAGAAAGAGUUACCACUGGUGUAAUUACUGAUGGUACGAGAUUGGUUAAUGGACACUCCCUCGACUCGUCAUUCCAAAGGUCGAUUGGAUAUGUUCAACAACAGGACUUGCAUUUGCCGACAUCGACCGUUAGAGAAGCAUUACAGUUUUCUGCAUACUUGAGGCAAUCGAACAAGACUUCCAAGAAGGAAAAAGACGCGUAUGUUGAUUACGUUAUUGACUUAUUGGAAAUGACAGAUUAUGGUGAUGCUUUGGUUGGUGUUGCCGGAGAAGGAUUGAAUGUUGAACAAAGAAAGCGUUUGACUAUCGGAGUUGAGUUGGUUGCUAAACCCAAGUUGUUGUUAUUCCUUGAUGAGCCUACUUCUGGUUUAGAUUCGCAAACAGCAUGGUCGAUUUGUAAAUUGAUGAGAAAAUUGGCAGAUCAUGGACAAGCUAUUUUGUGUACUAUCCAUCAACCAUCUGCACUUUUGAUGCAAGAAUUUGAUCGUUUGUUGUUUUUGCAGAAAGGAGGACAAACUGUGUACUUUGGCGAUUUGGGAAAAGAUUUCAAAACUUUAAUCAACUACUUUGAAAAGAAUGGUGCUGAUCCUUGUCCGCCAGAGGCGAACCCAGCUGAAUGGAUGUUGCAAGUUGUCGGUGCUGCACCGGGUUCCCAUGCCAAACAUGACUACUUUGAAGUAUGGAGAAACUCACAGGAAUACCAAGAUGUGAGAAAAGAGAUUGCCAAUAUGGAAACUGAGUUGUCAAAGUUACCAAGAGAUGAAGAUCCAGAGGAUAAAUUCACUUAUGCCGCGCCUGUGUGGAAGCAGUAUCUUAUCGUCAGUUGGAGAACAAUAGUUCAGAAAUGGAGACUACCAGGAUACAUUUAUGCAAAGGUGUUUUUAGUUGUCUCGUCGGCUAUUUUUAAUGGGUUUUCAUUUUUUAAAGCAAAUAACACUUUGCAAGGGUUGCAAAAUCAAAUGUUUUCGGUUUUUAUGUUCUUCGUUGUGUUUGCUACAAUGGUUCAUCAGUUGCUCCCUCAAUAUAUUGCGCAGAGGGAUGUGUAUGAGGUACGGGAAGCUCCAUCGAGAACGUUUAAUUGGUUUACUUUCAUAACUGCUCAGCUUACUUCAGAGGUGCCAUUUCAGAUAUUUGUUGGGACUAUUGCCUUUUUCUGCUGGUAUUAUCCAGUUGGUUUAUAUCGCAAUGCUGAGCCAACUGAUGCAGUGGAUCAAAGAGGGGUCCUAAUGUGGCUCUUUAUCAUUUGCUUUUACGUAUACACAAGCUUUAUGGGAAUAUUAUGUAUCUCAUUUCUUGAACUAGAAGACAAUGCAGCAAAUCUCAGUGUUAUUUUGUUCACAAUGUGUUUAACAUUUUGCGGAGUCAUCAAACCUGGCGAGCAGCUUCCACGGUUUUGGAUCUUUAUGUACCGUGCAAACCCUAUCACAUAUUUGGUUCAAGGUAUGUUAGCUACAGGAUUGGCAAACACUGCAGUACAUUGUAGUGAUGUCGAGUUGUUAACAAUUGUACCCCCAAAAGGGAAAUCUUGUUCAGAGUAUAUGCAACCAUACAUGAGCAAAGCUGGUGGUUAUCUUUUGGAAACAAAUGGAUGUCAGUUUUGCAAACUUAGCAGUACCAAUCAGUACUUGCAAUCAAUCAAUGCUAUAUAUAGUCAAAGAUGGAGGAAUUUGGGGCUUGUCAUUGCGUUUGUUUUUAUCAAUGUGUUCUUGUCGGCAUUUUUGUAUUGGUUGGCCAGAGUGCCUAAAGGAAACAGGGAGAAGUCACAUAAAAAGAAGAAUGGAGAGUAA